AUGCAGCAAGAGAAGAAGAGGUUGGCAGGAAAGACGCCGAGAAAAGUUCGGCGAGAGCCUCAGCUAGGCAGGCGGUCGGAUGGCCAGCAGGAUGAACGGAAUCAACAGAACCAUGACCAUCACAAAAAGCACCAUAAGCAUCCACAGCAACAGCACGACAAUUGGCAAGAUGGCUCGAAUACAUUUGAUCGUUCUCUGCAGCAGGAGCCAUACUCACCCAUUACCACAUCAAGCGAUGUCAAGAGCUCUGAAGCACCGCAGGUGGCUAUCAGUCAAGCAACUGGCGAGCAGGUGCUAUCGCAGAAUCCACCAACUCCUGCAACCACUCGGUUGCCGCCAGAGGAUCUGCCGACUCUCGAAACCAAUCCAUCGCCAUUGGAGCAGCCACCCACAGCCUUAAGCGGUCAGUUGCCACCUCCUCAGUCGCUUGUCUCAGGGCCGAACCUUGGCGUCAUUUGUGGAGUAGCGGUGGGCGGGCUUGUGUUUGUACUCACUUUAAUUGGUGUUGUAGUGUACAAGUUUCGUUGCCGUAAGAAGACUACAUCACAGAACGAGCCGGAUGCCGACGAUGGCGUUGCAAAUCGACCUCCCGAGGCUUGGUUUACGACGAGGAAUGAGCUGACGGAAAGUCCAGCAGAUUCAAAGUUUCCGAGCUUCACACCAGGAUCGCGAGAACGGCAGUUGGCUCAGCGUAACUCGAUAGCAGAAUGCCUUGAGAAAGCGUCACGGCAAGAACACGCCAGUGUUGUCAGCAAUCGAUCGAAUCCCAUUCCAGGGAUUGAACUGGCUGAGCGUGGCCAGGUAAAUUCAGCAACCCUCGAUCUGCCAUCAGUAACUCUACCAGAGCACCCUAUUAUUCAGCAACAAGAGCCCAAGACGAACUCCGAGAACUUGUUCCCGUGUCCGGAAGGGACACCUCACAGGUUUGGUCUACAUGAUGCAGAAAUCACGGUCGAAGGCGAGGAAGCACAGAUCGAUCGCUGUCUAAGCUACUACAUGAAACGGGUGUCAGCUGAAGCGCCGUCAAAUCCAAGAUCUCCGUUGACGCAGGAUCGAGACUUUGCAACGAAGCUUGCUCCACCUCUGGACCCGGACCCGGACCCGGACAACUCUGGCCGUCGAAGCAUGAUCAAGUUUACCAAAACCGCCAAUCUGCUUGAAAAGGUCCGUAGGUCGCAGAUUCGUCUAAACGACGAGGCUCUUGCUAAGGCAAAGAUGGAGGGGUUUCGUCUAUCAAGGUUUUCCACCCACCGUGUCGAAUCGAGCAAGGCUAGUUCAGAAACGUUCAUUCCCUCGGAAGCGUCCAGAUACGACAUAUCGUCGUCUUCCGUGUCGAUACAGAGACAGACUGAAGUGCAGCACAACAUCACAGAUCAUUGGCGGUACAGUUCGAAAUCGCACCACGAGGGAAAGCAUGUCAGUGGUGAACUUGGCAAUUCCGACGUACUGGAAUCCUCGCCAGGUUUUAGCGAGCCGCAUUCUGCCUUUGAGUACGCUGACUACUACGACGGAUACAUGACGGAAACCAACCUUUCGGUGCGGUAUGGACCUACUACUGAUAGUCCUGACGAAGGCUUUACGGUGCCAUGGCAAAAUGAUUCUCCGUGUCGAUCCUCGGCUUUGUCGCCACGUGCCUCGACCACAGUGAGCAUGCGACAACGCAGCGCGACAAUCACUCACGGGUCUCCUCUGACCAGGCCGCAGAAAGAUAGCUGGGAUGCAAACUCAAAGGAUGCCGAAGCAAUGGUACAUCGAAGUUCGAGUCAUCCACUUUGUACUGUAAUUGAUCUACAGCGCGAGUCGGCCAUGGUGGACGAGGUGAUCCGGUUCUAA
Mycosarcoma maydis (corn smut) is the source of this 1833-nucleotide messenger RNA. RefSeq lists its product as uncharacterized. The record is from RefSeq and is a predicted model, not a curated record. The transcript has a single exon. Bases 1 to 1833 code for a protein of 610 amino acids. Lineage: Eukaryota; Fungi; Basidiomycota; Ustilaginomycetes; Ustilaginales.